AUGGUAGUUGCUAAUAUUCCUAGGGUCGUGGCUAACUACAUGAUGUGGAGGGUUGUUCAAGAAUCCUUGCCCAGGUUAUCGGAGGACUGGAGAAAUUUGCUCCAAGAAUUCUGUUCAGUGGUUUCAGGAAAAAAAGAACAAGAACCUCGUUGGGACACUUGUAUAUUUUCCUUCAGCGAAGAUUUAGGAGUGGCUCUUGGCUACCACUAUGUAAAGCAUUACUUCAAUGAAGAAAACAUGCAUGGUGCGCUGGAGAUGGUUCAUUAUAUACAUAAAGCAUACUUAAAUAUGCUAGAAAGGAAUGAUUGGAUGGACGAAAAAACUAAAACAAAAGCCAUAGAAAAGGCCAAUGCCAUAAUGACACUUGUUGGAUAUCCGAAAGAGCUUAUGAAUGACUCUUUUAUCUCUGAGUAUUAUAAAAAUUUAACUCUUAAUAAUAUAAGUUAUUUUGACAACAUGCGGAAGAUAAAGAAGUGGUCAGUUGACAAAACCUUCUCCCGUCUAAGAAAACCUAAUAAAAGAGGAGAGUGGAACGAAUUCGCAGAAAUCGUAACAAUUGUAAAUGCCUAUUAUACAGAAACAGAAAACACCAUAACUACCUUAAUUUUGGAGGUAUUGGACAUUUUGUUGGCCAUGAAAUUACACAUGGAUUCGAUAAUACGGGCAUGGUGUGACAAUUUAAGACCAGAAAUGCUGAAAUAUUUCAUUUUGUCAAUGGUACACAGCCCUCAAAAAUUUAGAGUCAACGGAGCAAUUUCUAAUCAACCAGAAUUUGCAAAAGAAUUUGGUUGCAGAGCAGAUUCAACGAUGAAUCCAAGAAAAAAGUGCGAGGUUUGGUAGAAGAGUCAACUGAAUACGCUACAAUAAUAAAUAAACUAAAUUUUAGAAAAUAUUUUAUUCGUAAUUUUAU
This is a messenger RNA of Stegodyphus dumicola, 910 nucleotides long. Its product is annotated as neprilysin-2-like. Gene Ontology annotation, molecular function: metalloendopeptidase activity. Lineage: Eukaryota; Metazoa; Arthropoda; Arachnida; Araneae; Eresidae. Gene Ontology annotation, biological process: protein processing. The record is from RefSeq and is a predicted model, not a curated record. Gene Ontology annotation, cellular component: plasma membrane.